Molecule: messenger RNA, 3393 nt
Organism: Drosophila busckii
Lineage: Eukaryota; Metazoa; Arthropoda; Insecta; Diptera; Drosophilidae
Gene: PolD1
Product: DNA polymerase delta catalytic subunit
Exons: 2
Coding region: 66-3341 (1091 amino acids)
Biological process (GO): nucleotide-excision repair, DNA gap filling; base-excision repair, gap-filling; DNA-templated DNA replication
Cellular component (GO): delta DNA polymerase complex
Molecular function (GO): DNA-directed DNA polymerase activity; 3'-5'-DNA exonuclease activity; nucleotide binding
Source: RefSeq, a predicted model, not a curated record
AUCCGCGUUCUUUGUUAAGUUUUUUUUGUUUGUAAUUUAAUUAUUGAUAUAAUUGUUAAACAAGCAUGGAAAAACGUAAAUUUAAUGGCAACGGCACGGCAAAUGGUAAUGGUAAACGGCCAAGGCACUACGAUGACGAUGAUGAAGCGCCUGGUGGAUUUGAAGCAGAGCUUGCCGCGUUUGAGCCGAAUGAUGAGCUGGAUCAGUCACAGAUGUUGGGUGAGGGACCCGAGAAUCAACAGACCAGCGAGCGUUGGUCACGCAGACCGGCACCUGCUCUAAAUCCAACAGAGGAUAGAUUGAUAUUUCAGCAAAUCGAUGUAGAAAACUAUCUGGGACAGCCACUACCCGGCAUGCCAGGUGCACAAUUGGGUCCUGUGCCUGUGGUACGCAUGUUUGGUGUCACCAUGGAAGGCAAUUCAGUGUGCUGUCAUGUGCAUGGCUAUUGUCCCUAUUUCUACAUAGCCGCGCCUCAUAAUUUUGAACAGAGUCAUUGCGCUGAACUACAUGAGGCGUUGGACAAAAAGGUGAUUGCCGAUAUUCGCAACAAUAAGGAUAAUGUACAGGAAGCUGUCCUGGCAGUGGAGCUGGUGCAACGCCUAAAUAUACAUGGCUAUCAAGGAGAUGCCAAACAGUCUUAUAUAAAGAUAACAGUGACGCUGCCGCGUUUCGUUGCCGCCGCAUCACGCCUUUUGAAGAAAGAAGUCAUAAUGGGCGCAUUUGAUUUCCAGGAUUGUCGUGCCUUUGAGAAUAAUAUAGAUUUUGACAUACGGUUCAUGGUUGAUACCAGUGUGGUGGGCUGCAAUUGGAUUGAGCUUCCGCCCGGAGUUUGGCGACUGCGUGGACGCAACUCCAAGCCGUCUCCCGAAUCGCGUUGCCAGUUGGAAGUAGAUGUGGCCUAUGAUCAGUUCAUAUCACAUGAGCCUGAAGGAGAGUGGUCCAAGGUAGCUCCGUUGCGUAUACUCAGUUUUGAUAUUGAGUGCGCCGGAAGACGCGGAAUAUUUCCGGAAGCUAAAAUGGAUCCAAUAAUACAAAUUGCGAAUAUGGUUAUACGCCAAGGCGAAACGGAGCCUUUUAUUAGAAAUGUGUUUACUUUGCAACAAUGUGCACCCAUUAUAGGAAGCCAGGUGCUGUGUUUCGAUAAAGAGACACAGCUGCUAGACAAGUGGGCGGCAUUUGUACGCGAGGUAGAUCCUGAUAUACUCACCGGCUACAACAUCAAUAACUUUGAUAUACCCUAUUUGCUCAAUCGUGCUGCUCAUUUGAAAGUGAAGAACUUUGAGUACCUGGGUCGCAUAAAAAACAUACGCUCCGUUAUUAAGGAGCAGGUGUUGCAAUCGAAACAAAUGGGUAGACGGGAGAAUCAGUAUGUCAACUUUGAAGGACGUGUGCCUUUUGAUCUGCUCUUUGUGCUGCUACGAGAUUAUAAGCUGCGCUCUUAUACGCUCAAUGCGGUCAGUUAUCACUUUCUGCAGGAGCAAAAGGAGGAUGUGCAUCACAGCAUCAUUACCGAUCUGCAAAAUGGUGAUGAGCAGACGCGUCGCCGCCUAGCCAUGUACUGUCUAAAAGAUGCUUACUUGCCUCUGCGUCUGCUAGGAAAGCUCAUGGCCAUUGUAAACUAUAUGGAAAUGUCUCGUGUCACAGGCGUACCACUAGAGUCGCUGCUUACUCGUGGCCAGCAGAUCAAGGUACUGAGUCAGCUGCUGCGCAAAGCCAAAACCAAAGGCUUCAUCAUGCCAUCCUAUACCUCAAGUGGCUCUGAUGAGCAAUAUGAAGGUGCGACUGUCAUUGAGCCUAAGCGUGGUUACUAUGCAGAUCCCAUAAGCACGCUGGAUUUCGCUUCGCUGUAUCCGAGUAUCAUGAUGGCGCAUAAUCUGUGCUACACAACGCUGUUGCUGCCUGGCAUGAAGGACAAGUUGGGCUUGACAGAUGACCAAGUGGAGCGCACACCUGCUAACAACAGCUUUGUUAAAGUUGACCAGCGACGCGGAUUGUUGCCCGAGAUCCUGGAAUCGCUGCUGGCAGCUCGUAAGCGUGCGAAGAAUGAUUUGAAAGUGGAGAAGGAUCCGUUCAAGCGUCAAGUAUUGGACGGCAGACAGCUGGCCUUAAAGAUCUCCGCGAAUUCAGUGUAUGGCUUUACGGGUGCCCAGGUGGGCAAGUUGCCCUGCUUAGAGAUCUCUGGCAGCGUCACGGCCUAUGGACGUACCAUGAUUGAGAUGACUAAGAAUGAAGUGGAAACUCAUUACACACGCGCUAAUGGCUAUGAGAAUGAUGCCGUAGUCAUAUAUGGUGAUACUGAUUCGGUGAUGGUUAAUUUUGGCGUCAAGACCCUUGAACGCAGCAUGGAGCUGGGCAGAGAAGCGGCAGAGUUGGUCAGUGCCAAGUUUGUGCGUCCCAUUAAGCUAGAAUUCGAGAAAGUGUACUAUCCGUAUCUUCUAAUCAACAAGAAGCGCUAUGCCGGCUUGUACUUCACCAAGACAGAUACCUACGACAAAAUGGACUGCAAGGGCAUUGAAACUGUGCGUCGUGACAACUCGCCAUUGGUGGCUAAUCUCAUGAAUACAUGCCUGCAAAAGCUGCUCAUUGAACGCAACCCGGAAGGUGCGGUGGACUACGCCAAGCAGGUCAUAGCUGAUUUGCUCUGCAAUCGUAUAGACAUCUCUCAAUUGGUUAUCACCAAAGAGCUUGCCAAGACAGACUACGCGGCUAAGCAGGCGCACGUGGAGCUGGCGGCUAAGAUGAAGAAACGCGAUGCUGGCACUGCGCCCAAGCUCGGCGAUCGUGUGCCUUACGUUAUAUGCGCAGCAGCCAAAAAUACCCCGGCCUAUCAAAAGGCUGAGGAUCCACUGUACGUGCUGGAGAACAGCGUUCCAAUUGAUGCAAACUAUUAUUUGGAGCAGCAGCUAUCAAAGCCAUUGUUGCGCAUCUUCGAGCCCAUACUGGGUGAUAAGGCAGAGUCUGUGCUGCUGAAGGGUGAGCAUACUCGCACGCGAACAGUGGUAACUUCUAAGGUGGGCGGACUGGCAGGUUUUAUGACUAAAAAGGCCUCUUGCCUGGGCUGCAAGUCGCUCAUGCCCAAGGGAUAUGAGCAGGCUUGUCUCUGUCCGCACUGCGAACCCAAGAUGAGUGAGCUUUAUCAAAAAGAAGUGGCCGCCAAGCGUGGCCUGGAAGAAACCUUUUCACGCCUCUGGACCGAGUGUCAGCGUUGUCAGGGCUCUCUGCAUGAGGAAGUCAUCUGCUCUAAUCGGGAUUGUCCCAUUUUCUACAUGCGUCAGAAAGUGCGCAUGGAGCUGGAUGCACAGGAUCAGCGCGUGCGUCGUUUUGGACUACCCGAUUGGUAGCAGUCCUAUAUUAUACAAACAUGAUUGUUACAUUAUAAACCUAUAAUUUAAU